Molecule: messenger RNA, 483 nt
Organism: Striga asiatica
Lineage: Eukaryota; Viridiplantae; Streptophyta; Magnoliopsida; Lamiales; Orobanchaceae
Source: the annotation of a GenBank genome assembly
AUGUCCGCCAUUGUUGCUCGACCAAGCUCGCACCAGACUACCAAGCCGCCGAUCAGAGCUCAGACCAGACCACCUGGAGCCACUUUUGACGGCUCGAAAUCUGGAGAGGAGCUGCGGGACCAACGAAGUCGGGCUGAGGAGAAUUGUCUGAAUAAGGCCCAAUUGAGGACUUCAAAGACGAGUCAGAAUCCUGGGAAACGAUUCUAUGGUUGUAAGAAAUGGAAGGAAGGAGGGUGCACUUUUUUCAUGUGGGCCGAGCCAACUUCUCAAGUCAACUUAGAAACUUCAUCUGGUAUGAAUAAUCGAGAUUUGGGUUGUAAGGCUCAAGAAUCUGAAAUUAAGAUUGUUUUGCUGAAGGCUGAAUUGAAAGUUCUGAAGAUGAAGAUUGCAAUGCUUGAAGAUUCCAAUGGGAAAUUUGAUUCUCAAGUGAAGUUGAUGAUGGACAGGAUGAAGAGAAUUCACUUGUUUAUUGUUGUGGACUGA